Diaporthe amygdali is the source of this 660-nucleotide messenger RNA. RefSeq lists its product as uncharacterized. The record is from RefSeq and is a predicted model, not a curated record. The transcript is spliced from 3 exons. Lineage: Eukaryota; Fungi; Ascomycota; Sordariomycetes; Diaporthales; Diaporthaceae. The coding region runs from base 1 to 660 and encodes 219 amino acids.
AUGUCUCUCAGCACCACGGAGCCUAUUACCGCAACAUCCACCGGGCCGAUCGCCAUCAGGACGCCAUUCGUGCAGCCACAAGACUGCAAGACCCAAUGGAAGACCACGACCGUGCCUGCAUCCGUGGUGAGCGGUACUACCAUUAUGACUCCCAUCUUGAUUUCUGAGCCGGCUGCAACUUGCUACCCCUCUAGAUGGGACGAAGUCACACCGGAAAGUCGCCUGAGCUUCAGCCCGGGGGUGUGUCCUGAAGGAUGGGUGUACAAUGCCAUGGCUGAGGACGGCUCUUCAGCGGCAUCAACGGCUUUCUGCUGUAACAGCGGCUUCUCAUAUUUGGGUUUCCCUGGGUACGCACUCGUUACGUCGCUAGUUCCUAAUCGAUGUGGGAAGUUCGCACGGAAUAUCGAAGAUGACGCCGAGGACUCAUCAGAUACAAACUUGGGGAAGAGCGUCAUGGUGCACCAGGGGUGGGCCAUAACCUGGGCUGCAUCUGACACUGCGACACUGACGCCGAAGCUGCCCACGCUGACCAGCUCCAUGAGGGUGCCGACGUGGACACCUGGUCAGGAGAUAAAAGGCGGUGCAUAUGACCCGUCCCACCCAAGCCCAAGUACCAGGGAGUACUUGAGCGACGGGUCAUAUGCGAAUAGGAAUCUGUAG